GCUGGAAUGGGUGGAGAUCAUCGAGCCUCGCACGCGGGAGCGGAUGUACGCCAACCUGCUGACGGGCGAGUGCGUGUGGGACCCUCCGUCGGGGGUGCGCAUCAAGCGCACCAACGAGAACCAGUGGUGGGAGCUCUUCGACCCCAACACCUCCCGCUUCUACUACUACAAUGCCACCACCCAGAGGACCGUCUGGCACCGGCCCCAGAACUGCGACAUCAUCCCCCUGGCCAAGCUGCAGACCCUGAAGCAGAACACGGAGUCGCCGCGGGCGUCCACGGAGAACAGCCCCGGCAGGAGCAGCAACGUCAGCAGGGAGGGGAGCACUGGGUCCUCC
Molecule: messenger RNA, 337 nt
Organism: Neopelma chrysocephalum (saffron-crested tyrant-manakin)
Lineage: Eukaryota; Metazoa; Chordata; Aves; Passeriformes; Pipridae
Product: rho GTPase-activating protein 39-like
Exons: 1
Cellular component (GO): cytoplasm
Molecular function (GO): GTPase activator activity; protein binding
Source: RefSeq, a predicted model, not a curated record